UAUAAUCCAGUAAUUCCAAUGUGUUUAGGGUCAGUUCCAUGAAAAUUCACCUCUUUUUUAAAGGAAAAAAAACCAGAAAAACAAUGAAGUGAGCUCCUCUUUUUUUUAAUAAUAAAAGUCCCUUCAACCCCCCGCAGUCCCAAUUGAAAAUGGAUCCUAACCUAAUGCUAAAGUUUCAAGCCAUCAAGCAAUCCAAGAAGUGUAAGAAGCAGCAGCUUCUGGACAAGCUUUUACUCUAUUCAUGCAUAGCAGUGACUUGUUGUGUCUUCUGUUCUACCCCUUUUUGGCUCCCUUACUUGAAGAACUUUCUCUUCAUUUCAUUACCAAAAAUGGGUUCAAUCAUGUACAACCCUAAACUACUGUUCUUUGUAGGGAACCUCAUCGUUGUGGUUCUCAUUGGAGAAUCCAAGAUUUUUGCUUAUUUUUCAGGUUCUGGGGGAGUGUACUAUGUUGAUCAUCCAAGUGGAAGCCUCGGAAACGAUGGAUCGGUGGUGGAAGUGAAAAAAGAGAUGAAAAUGAAGCAAUAUUAUUCGGAAGAAAAGGUGAAGGCGAUUUGCGUGGUUGAGGAGAUUAGAGAAGUAAACAAGGGAAAUAAUGGUUCAGAGGGAAAAUAUCAUGAGCUGGUUUUGCCUACUGAGGAUUUGGAGAAAAGAGCCGAUGAUUUCAUUGCAAGAGUCAACAGGCAAAGAAGGCUUGAAGCUGCCGGAUUAUUACUUAAUUAGAUGCAGUUUACGUCAUCAUUCAAAUAUAUGAAAUUUUUUAUAAUAUCCCACAUUUAUCCCAAAUCCAAUCAGCCUAUGAGUUAUACUAUCUUUUCUGUAACUUACUGGAGCUGCUAGCUGCUUUGUUUGUUCUGUUAUCGGUAUAGUUUUUAGUUUAUAUGAAAUUGAGUCAAUCACUCCUCUGGUUUUUAAUAUA
This is a messenger RNA of Gossypium raimondii (Peruvian cotton), 918 nucleotides long. RefSeq lists its product as uncharacterized. Bases 150 to 722 code for a protein of 190 amino acids. The transcript has a single exon. Lineage: Eukaryota; Viridiplantae; Streptophyta; Magnoliopsida; Malvales; Malvaceae. The record is from RefSeq and is a predicted model, not a curated record.